AUGGGCGCAUUCGGCACGCUGGCGUGCGCUUCGGCGACAAUCCUCACAAUCGGCUCUCUCGCCACAAUGUGUCUAAUCGUUUCCGACAUUAACGGUCUCUAUCACGACGUGAUGGAGGAGUCGAGAACGACACGUACCGUAGCCGAUGACGCGUGGGCGGAGCUUCUCCGCAAAAACGGCGCUCCAGAAGCUUCGAGAGCCGCCGUGCAGGCAAUGCUGUUCGGUAGAAACAAGAGAAAUGCUCAGUGCAAUUGUGGAGCAAAGAGUCAAGGGUGUCCAGCAGGACCACCAGGACCACGCGGACCGAAUGGAGCUCCAGGACAAGACGGACCCGACGGGCUUGAUGGCCCUGACGGAGCACCUGGAUACGCUAGUGCAAUCAAGGAAAACUUUGGCGGAGCUUGCAUCGCGUGCCCAGCCGGACCAGCGGGGCCACCCGGACCAGAUGGGUGUGCCGGAGAGCCAGGACUCGACGGGGAGCCGGGACCAGACGGAAAGAACGGAUCGCCAGGAGCACCUGGGGAGCAAGGACCACAAGGACCAGCAGGACACGAUGGAAAGUCAGGAAGAGGGGGACCACGUGGACCACCGGGAGCUAAGGGACAAACCUACACCCCAGGAGCCGCCGGGCACCCAGGAAACAGUGGAAGACGUGGACCACCAGGACCCGCCGGACCAAAUGGAAAGAACGGAAAGCAGGGAGCCGAUGGAAUUCCGGGAGCCGGCGGAGCGCCAGGACAACACGGAAUUCCUGGAUUGGAUGGAGAGCCGGGAGCACCUGGAGAGGACGCAGUGCCUGGAACCGACGCGGCGUAUUGUCCAUGUCCAACCAGAUCGGUGGCUGUCGAGGCGACACCAGCGCAGACCGAACAGAUCUACAAGACUCAUUAG
This is a messenger RNA of Caenorhabditis remanei, 891 nucleotides long. RefSeq lists its product as uncharacterized. The transcript has a single exon. Lineage: Eukaryota; Metazoa; Nematoda; Chromadorea; Rhabditida; Rhabditidae. The coding region runs from base 1 to 891 and encodes 296 amino acids. Gene Ontology annotation, molecular function: structural constituent of cuticle. The record is from RefSeq and is a predicted model, not a curated record.